AAUUCACACUUUCGACAGGUGGUUCAAAAAACUGCUGCUACUUUUGCUCCGAGAGCUUCAACUGCAACCAAAAAUCCUGCUGUACCUGGGACAGUUUUAUACUCUGUUUUUGAGGUUCAAGGGUAUGCCUCUAUGUUGUUGGGUGGAUUUCUCUCUUUUAAUCUCAUAUUCCCAUCAAAUGAACCAGACAUAUGGAGACUAAUGGGCAUGUGGUCCAUUUGGAUGUUCACUAUUCCUUCCCUUCGUGCACGAGACUGCUCAAAGAAUGAGAAAGAAGCUCUCAAUUAUCUCUUUCUCCUUAUUCCAUUGCUAAAUGUCGUAAUCCCAUUUUUCUGGAAAUCAUUUGCCGUCGUUUGGUCAGCAGAUACUGUAGCCUUUUUUGGAAUGUAUGCUUGGAAGCUUGGGUGGUUACAACAGAGAGAAUAGUAUAUGUAUUGAGCACGAGGAGUGGGUUUCUUCCUUGAUCCGUUUGCAUCCAUAAUUCUCAAUUAUCAUGGCUUAUGGUUGAUGCAAUGUCAUACCUUUGAGCACGUGUUGUAAUAAGCAUCUUCUCUGAGAUGGGUUGGUUAGCAUUUUAAGCAAAGAUGGAUUAAUUUCCCAAAGGACAAGAGUACUUGGCUCCAUUUUCAAUGUAUUAUGUUCCCUUUGGUUGGUUGAUGUUUGUUAAUUGUUGCAUCACUGUAAAGAAUAGGCAGACAUAUUUUUGUGCUUUCAAUAAAAAUAUAGAUUAAUUAAUCCAUAAGUUGUGCCGAAAUUCUUACUGUUGAAAUGAAAAUGAUCAGUUUUUAUUUUGAAGUUUAAAGUUUGUAAUUGUUUGGGCUAAUGUGACCAUGCACAAAAAGAUAAAGAUCAAUGUGUGUCGAGUUCUGAAUUAGAGAUACAGAGGAAGAUUCUUUGCAAAAGCCUUCAAGCGAAUGGCUUAGGUCUGGUUCCGGAAAUGUAGAGAUGGCAACUGUUAAAUAAGCUCUCUCUUUUGUACGAGGAUGGAUUUAUUAGAGCUGAUCAUGAAGGUGAUUUGCAAUCCAGUAUGAUUCUAUAAGGAAUCAAU
This is a messenger RNA of Olea europaea var. sylvestris, 1048 nucleotides long. RefSeq lists its product as uncharacterized. The annotation marks the transcript as partial. The transcript is spliced from 3 exons. The record is from RefSeq and is a predicted model, not a curated record. Gene Ontology annotation, biological process: defense response. Gene Ontology annotation, cellular component: chloroplast. Lineage: Eukaryota; Viridiplantae; Streptophyta; Magnoliopsida; Lamiales; Oleaceae.